This is a messenger RNA of Lactuca virosa, 2193 nucleotides long. The record is from the annotation of a GenBank genome assembly. NCBI's taxonomy places the organism in Eukaryota, Viridiplantae, Streptophyta, Magnoliopsida, Asterales, Asteraceae.
GCUGGAAAGUCAACGUAAAAACAAAACCCUCGUUGCGAAGCACAUACACGGUUUCCGACUCCGCUGAAGUGCUAUUUUCCGGUGGAACUGCGGCAACGACUGAUCCAGAACAGCUUACUUUCCUGCCUCCAACAAUUUUCCGAUGGAUGACUGGAAUCCGGAACAGCUAUCCUCCUCCGCCGAGGCCGCCGCCAAAGCACCAGAACCGUCGUCCAUUUUCGCAUCUUCUUAUCAAUACUGUUCGAGAAUUUUACGCCAACGUUUCAUCGGCUGCAUCCCUUCUCUAUCCAAUUUAAAUCUCCCCCAAAAGAUCACUUUUCUCGAAAAGAUUUCUACUCUCUACAAGAGGAGAAUCAUCCCGUCCACAUCACGAAGAAAGCGCGGGACGUGUCUACCUCUUCCACUGCCUUCAGUAUCUCUCGAACCUUUCAAGCAGACGUCUGAGACAUCUAGAGUAUAUGAGGUUCUAGGGGACAUAGUGGAGCAUACUUUCUUCAAUUUGCAUAGUGUCCAGAAGAAUUUACACUUUUGGGAAGCUAGAGCAGAGGGAUCAACUUCUAAUAAAGUAUACUUCAUGGUUUUUGAGAGAGGGCCUCUAGCAUUUCUUGAUGGUUCAGCCCAGUUGUUACAUGACUAUGUUUUCCAUGGCACUGGCAUGCAACAAGUUUCAUCCUCAGCAUCUGUACACAUCUCAGAGAGGAUAAGUGUCUUAACCAGCUUAAGAUACUCACUGGCUACAUUUUUAGCACAGGUCUAUGUGGAGGUUGAAAAAUCAGGGGAACAGAUACUUAAGGAGCCUGGGAAGUCAUUGGCUGCAUUACUAGGCACUAUAAAUGGCUUAUUUUUAAGUUUGGAAGCAUCAAUUGGCCAUUUCAGUGCAGUACGCCAGAUUGGAUCUUCUGUUGAUGGGAGUUACUCGUCUCCUUUGAUGUUUGAGACACUGCCAGAUGUAAACCAAGAAAGUUCUCAGUGGACUGAUUGUGAGAUCAGAGAUGUCAUCAACUUGAUUUAUUUGAAUCUAAACAAGCUGGAUGUCUACUUAUCACUCUUGGUUGCCAAACAUCAAAAGCCAAGGACAAUGACACGUCAUUGGAUGCGCUACACUAUUGGAGCUGUAGGAAUUUCAGUAUUUUCAGUAUGGCUUCUAGGGCAUAGCAGAUUGGCAGGAAGUCCUGACAUUGACAACUGGAUUCAUGAUGCAAAAACUUCUGUCACUGACUUUUUGAAUCACCAUGUAGAGCAACCGCUUAUUGCUAUAAGAGAUGAGCUUUUUGAGACAUUCAGGAAGAGGCACAAGGGAGUAAUGGAACUUGAAGAAGUGCAAUUAACUUCUAAUUCACUACACAGAAUGUUGUUGGCAUUCAGUGAGCAGACUAAAGGCCAAAAGUUUCCAGAAAAUGCAUCGGACCAGGAGAUGCUUGAAAUAGUUAUGGGCAGAUAUGAGAAGGAGCUUAUGCAUCCGAUCCAAAAUCUUGUUGGUGGAGAGCUUGCUCGUGCAAUGCUUAUCCAAAUUCAGAAGCUAAAACUCGACAUUGAAACGGCAAUGCUUGAGCUUAAUCAGAUAUUGAGGGCGAAUGAGAUAAACUUUGCCAUACUUGCUGCUUUACCCGCAUUCUUUCUCUCACUACUUAUUCUCAUGUUAUUGCGUGCUUGGGUCAAACAGGACACAAGGGCACAAGGCAAAGGGAAAAUUGCUCGAGUGCAAAGAAGACUAUUAAUUGUGGAAGUUGAGAAGAAAAUCGUGCAGUUCCAAACUUGCAUUGAUCAGGGGCUGGAGAAAGAUGGGCAAUGUAUGUAUGGAUUGAUUUUGUAUACCUUGGAUCGGCUUUAUAGAGCUGUGGAGAGGCAUGCAAAAGCAACUGGCGAGUGGCAGAGUUUGAGAGAGGAUAUCAACAAUUUGGCAAAACCCAACCUUGCGACUACAGAGAAGCUUAGAGUGACUUCACGUAUGGCACAUAUGUACGAUUGCUUGCUUCCCUCAAUGCGCCAUUAAUUUCUUACCCCAUUAAACAAACACAAAAGAUUUCAAAUCUUGACUUUAUCUUUGAAAAGGCAACCUCUUUUUGUUAUAAAUCAAAAUUUUGCUUAAUCUUUUUGUCAUGUCAUCAAAAUUUUGGAUAGUCUAUUCCUCUAACAUAAGGACAAUAUAUCAUAAAGGUUUUCUAUUUCUUUCGCCUUAAAUGCUUGCAGGCC